Molecule: messenger RNA, 857 nt
Organism: Oryza sativa Japonica Group (Japanese rice)
Lineage: Eukaryota; Viridiplantae; Streptophyta; Magnoliopsida; Poales; Poaceae
Product: iron-sulfur assembly protein IscA-like 3, mitochondrial
Biological process (GO): iron-sulfur cluster assembly
Cellular component (GO): mitochondrion; cytoplasm
Molecular function (GO): 2 iron, 2 sulfur cluster binding
Source: RefSeq, a predicted model, not a curated record
GUCCUCCUCUUCUUCUUCUUCUUCCUUCCUCCUCCUUCCCAAGGCCAAGGCCAAGAAGAAGAAGAAGGGUGUGUUUAACUUUAACACCGGGGGUGGAACGGCCGCCGGCAGCGGAAGAAGAUCCAGCCAAUUCAAUCCAAUCCAAUCCAAUCCUCAGGCUGCGGAGCGGAGGAAUCAAUUCAAUGUCUUCCUCCGCCGCCUUGGCCUUGGCCUUGAGGAGGGCCACCUCCUCCGCGCACAAGCAGAAGCAGAAGCAGGCCCUCGCCCUAACGGAUGCCGCCGCCUCUCGAAUACGCCAACUCCUCAGCCUCCGCCACAGACCCUACCUGCGCCUUGGCGUCAAAGCACGCGGCUGCAAUGGCCUCUCUUACACCCUCAACUACGCUGAUGAAAAAGGCAAGUUUGAUGAGGUUGUUGAAGAUAAAGGAGUUAAAGUACUAAUCGAUCCCAAGGCUCUGAUGCAUGUCAUCGGCACCAAGAUGGAUUAUGUUGAUGACCCGCUAAGGUCUGAAUUUGUGUUCAUCAAUCCAAAUUCCAAAGGGGAGUGCGGCUGUGGUGAAUCUUUCAUGACUACAAGCAGCAAGGGAUCUACAUCUUGAAUAACGGAUAGUGAUGGGGGUAGUACGUGAGGUAAACAGAGCUAAAUAUGUCGAGGCUUCAGCUACCACUUUUCUGCUUUAUAGCUUAUUAUUAUUACAUUGGAAGUACAUAGCUCAACAGUGGUUGUAAUAGAUGCAAUUGUGUGAACCCACCUCAACUGUGUUCUUUACAUUGGGGGGGGGGGGUAUGUGUUCUUGGUUUCUGUUGUUUGUUUACAUGUGAUUAAUGAAAGAAACGAACCACGUUUGGUUCAGACA